UACCCCAACUGUCAAAUCGCUUUCGAGUCGAAAUUCGAAAAUCAGUUUUCCUCAUGUUCCUGAGGGGCACUACGGCUUUCUAUUUAAAAAUACCGUAAAAAUGCAAUAUCGCGGCCGCAAUAAGCUAGCAGCACGAAUCCUUUUCAGGGUAUUCAUAACUCAUUAGGACCUACAUUAUGCACACACUCCCGACUCGAAAGCGAUUUGACAGUUGGGGUACUUCCCUCGUAAGAUAAUUUCGAAAAUUUUUAAUUUUUUUCUUUUACAAUGAUAGCUUUGAGUAAACAAUAGUAGCAUUUGUCGUUUGUCUUUUUGUUAGAAAAGAUAAAUUAAGAAAUAAUCGAAUCAAUGAACGUAUUUUAUCGACAAUAAAUAUAUUGUUCGACUUCUAAUGUUUCAAGAUUUACAAAAAUCUAAUGUAUUGUAUAUAUCGUUCUUUUCAAUGGUCCUUAUAGAGUCUAUUGAAUGAUUUAAUGUUUCUUAUGUGCCAAGGUGUUGGAAAACUUGUGAAAUAUAUUUGAUACAUUAGUUGUGAACAAACUUCCAAAUUUUGAUCUCGCACAUCUCUACGCACAGCGCAUUUUCAGUAUGUGUUUUGCCUACAAAUUGAAAAGAUUUCUAAGGAAGAUUUUAUUUUUUCAAACUUAUCAAUUGGACACAUCAUGGUUUUCUAGAAAAUCAAUAGUACUUAAAGUUCUCUACAACUAACAUAGAAUUAGUUGUGAAUUAUAUGGUUCGAUAUUUUUCAAUGGUGUUUUUUGUAAAUUUAAACAUCAAUGACUGUUUCGAGGUCAAGAGUUAAAUUAAAGAUAUUUCUACGUUAGAAUUCGAGAAGUCCUGGUGAAUAAGUUUAAUUGAAAAAUAAUGUUCUAGUCCAGUUUAAAUACGUAAUUUCUUAAUAUAGUAGAUUUCACCUUUUAUAUAAUCUAAUUGUUCAAAUUAUUAUUAUGAGAUGAAUAUUAUUAUGCAAAUAAUGUAAACAAUAUUUUAUUUUCUAGCUCGAUGCAACAUUAUAUCGUCGAAUUCUAUUACAAAUACCAACAAAAAUAAUUCCACGUAUGGUCAAUCCACUUCUUCUAGCUGAUUUUUUGACAGGUUCAUAUGAAACACAAAAUAAUGCAUCAAAAAUUCUUGCACUACAUGGUUUAUAUGUAUUAAUGACACAAUAUAAUCUUGAAUAUCCAUUCUUUUUUGGUAAACUUUAUUCAUUAUUAACAAUUGAUUUAUUUAGUGCUAAAUAUAAAGCAAGAUUUUUUUAUUUACUUGAUAUAUUUUUACAAUCAUCACAUUUACCAGUAAAUUUAGUUGCUAAUUUUGCUAAACGUCUUGCUCGAUUAGCUCUAUUAAUACCUCAACAUGAUCAAUGUUUAAUUAUAACAUUUAUAUAUAAUUUAAUUAUAAGACAUCCAACAAUUCGAAUUAUGAUUGAUAAACAACAAUCUCAAACAAUAGGUACAAAUAAAGAUAUCUAUUCAUCUGAAGAACUUGAUCCAAACAAAACAAAUGCUAUUGAAAGUUCAUUAUGGGAAAUAGAAUCUCUCACUCAUCAUCAUCAUCCUGAUGUAGCAACUUGUGCUCUUGCAUUAAUGUCCAUUCGAAAAAAAAAUAAUGAACGAGAUAUGCAUCAACUACUUGAAAUUGAUUAUGAUGAGGUUUGUAUAUAUACAAUAAAACAGAUUUAUACUUUUCAAGAAAAAUCAGCAACCAUUUAUGUAUGA
Molecule: messenger RNA, 1718 nt
Organism: Rotaria sp. Silwood2
Lineage: Eukaryota; Metazoa; Rotifera; Eurotatoria; Philodinida; Philodinidae
Source: the annotation of a GenBank genome assembly